Molecule: messenger RNA, 1194 nt
Organism: Clavispora lusitaniae ATCC 42720
Lineage: Eukaryota; Fungi; Ascomycota; Pichiomycetes; Serinales; Metschnikowiaceae
Gene: SMI1B
Product: Smi1bp
Biological process (GO): fungal-type cell wall beta-glucan biosynthetic process; cell wall biogenesis
Cellular component (GO): mating projection tip
Source: RefSeq, a predicted model, not a curated record
AUGUCGCUUUCUCUGCGAAUCAAAGAGUUUUUCUACUCACUCAACGCGCCAGACAAGUACUCUGACUACGACUCGCGCAAAUCUUUCAACCGAAUUAACAAACCAAGCGCAGAAACCAGUCUUCUCUCGCACCACAACAAUGCCUCUUCUGUUUCGUUGACAGGCUCCGUAAGUAAUGCAGCAGUGGGCGAUGGGGUCCACGAGAUGCGUCUUGCGUGGCGGCAUAUUAAAAAAUGGCUCCACAAACAUAGCUCGGAUUUGAAUGACCUGUUGCUGACGCCUUGCACAACUGCAGAUCUUAAUGAGCUCCAAAAGGACUUGGGGGUCCGCUUGCCACAGUGUGUGACCGAAUUUUUUCUUCUCACCGAUGGCCAGUCUUCGUUUGAUGACAAUGGUGCUGGUGGCUUGAUCUACGGUCUUAAACUCUUGUCCAUAGACCAAAUUGCCGUUCUUACGGAGAGCUGGCGCAAAGCAAACCAAUCACUUAUUGCACGGAACAUGACAACAACACUGAAGGAUACAGAGCAAGAUGCAGACGCAACUUUAACGUCACUCGAGGGUGAUUUGGGAACAGGGCUUCCCGAAAGAAAGCCAACUCUACUGACAUCAAUGCCAGAACAGCACUCUGUGCCCCCUGGAGCCAUCUACCCUAAAUAUGUCGAUGACAUGUGGAUCCCAAUCAUCACAGAUGGUGCUGGGAAUUCCAUAGCACUUGACUUACUGCCCGCUUCAGAAGAGGGAGAGAGCACUCAUCUGCAAUCCGGGCUUAGCGGAGCGGUAUGGGGACAGGUUAUUGUUUUUGGUCGCGACUUUGAUACAAAGUUCAAGAUCGCUGACAAUUUCGGCGAUUUUAUGCUUAUGUUUGCCAAAGAUUUGGAGCAAGGCAAUUGGGAUCUCCGAACAACCUUGGACAACCAAGACAUGGUAUGUGGUGUAGAUAGUGAGCUCGUGUAUGUUGACCAUGUUACCAAGAAGGAGCAGCCAUAUCUUGAUGUUCUUCGAGAGAGAUGUGUUAAGAACUGGAUUGAUUCCUUGACUGAGGAGGAACGCAAGCUCGAAAGCAAUCGCACAUUAAUCGAACAUUUGUGCAGCGCCUUUUCUUACCAUGUUCCCAAUGUCAGUGACAGACGUACAGACGAUUUCAUAAGUGAGAACCUAGCUGCAAUUGAUGCGACUACUGAUGGUGACGAUUGA